Molecule: messenger RNA, 1228 nt
Organism: Dalotia coriaria
Lineage: Eukaryota; Metazoa; Arthropoda; Insecta; Coleoptera; Staphylinidae
Product: protein ILRUN
Exons: 5
Coding region: 304-1008 (234 amino acids)
Biological process (GO): macroautophagy
Cellular component (GO): phagophore assembly site
Molecular function (GO): ubiquitin binding
Source: RefSeq, a predicted model, not a curated record
ACACGUCUGGCGCGUCUGGCGUGCCUCCAGUGCAUCGCAGAUCGCAGCACGUCAUUGUCAAUGUCGUGCACGACGACGACACUAAUCUUAUCAAAACAUUACUCGACAUUAGCGUACAUUUCUGAUCAGCGUACAUCGCCCAGUAAUUGAUGGCCGAACGGUGAGCGCAAUACUCAUAAUUCGCUUGAAUCCGUGCAUUUUAUUGAAUGGCUUUGGUUGCGGGCUUUGGCUAUGCAUGAAAUGUAACUAACAGGAGAAUUUUGGAAGGUUUCAGCUGGCAAAGAGCAGAGAAAAGUUCAUACAAUGGACAUAGAUAAUACAAACAAUGAUCAGAUGGAGAAUGCUGGUGGUGUUGAGAUUGAGCAAUCCCUCCUGCAGCAAUUCAGCUGUAUGGGUACAUCGGACAAAGAAGAGCUUGUAUCACAGUUGCAAAAAGUCAUUGGACCUCAAUUGAAUUAUAGUUCAGCUGCAUUUUUUCUUGAUAUGAAUAAUUGGAAUUUACAAGGUGCAGUUUGUUCAUACUUUGACAUUGAACACUCCAGCAAAUUACCUUCAAUGGCGUUAGCUUCCGAUCCCCAUGCGAGUGAAAAUGAGAAUAUUGAGCCUAAUACAAGUUUUCGAAAAACGUGGAACGUAUACAACAAUGGAACCGAACCAUGGCCAUCGGGAUGUCACGCACAAUGCGCGGACUCGAACCCAUUCACUGGCGGCGUGCAGUUGGUUGGCUGCCUGCAGCCUGGUGAAGGUGCCCCAAUUACCAUCGAGAUGGUUAGCCCUAGCAAACCCGGAACAUACCAGAGCAAGUGGCGACUACGCACGGCCACUGGCUCGUACUUUGGUGAUCCGAUGUGGUUGAUAAUCACUGUUCUCGAGGAGGGCACGAUGGAUCUCACCGACCAGCUUUCACAGUCUCACCUCGCAGAUCCAGAUUUUCUUACCAACAACGUGCCGCCCAUUAUGCAUCCCAAUUUAAAUCCAAACUCAAGUGACGACCCGAGUAUGUGUUAACAUAAACUUUCUAUGUGCGAGUGCCAAAUCGAUGAAAUAUGAGAACACUUUUUAAGAAACUUUUGUACAAAUAAUUUUACGAUUGCGGCGACGUAGACGUACGUGUUGGCGGUGAACAUUGCACUACUGUUAUUGAAAUAUUAAAGUUUAUCUACAUAAUUUGCUUUACAUUAAACUUAAAGAAUAAGUCGAAAAUAUAUCUUCCAUUUUUAAGAGUGAA